Dictyostelium purpureum is the source of this 2157-nucleotide messenger RNA. RefSeq lists its product as uncharacterized. Lineage: Eukaryota; Evosea; Eumycetozoa; Dictyosteliales; Dictyosteliaceae. The record is from RefSeq and is a predicted model, not a curated record. Gene Ontology annotation, cellular component: cytoplasm. The coding region runs from base 1 to 2157 and encodes 718 amino acids. The transcript is spliced from 2 exons.
AUGUUAGUAAAAUAUGACACAUCGUUUAAUUUGUCAUUCCCAGUAGGUAAAAAAUUUGUAAUGGGUCAAUUUCAUUUGAAAUCGGGUGAGGAGGUAUCAAGUGCAGUAGAUCAGUUUAUGAACGAAUUCGAUAUACCAAUAUACUAUAGAAUAAGUUUAUUAAAUACAAUUGAAAAUUUGAUAAAACAAGAUAAAAUUUUCACCAAAGACCACAGCGAUCUGGAGUAUAUUAAAACAAGUAACUUUGUAAAAUAUCAAGAAGAGGACCAAAAAAAAGAAGAUGGCACCACCAGCAAUAGAAUUAUAAAUCAAAAAAUCAUAAACUCACUAUCAAGUCAAUAUAGCGAAAAGGUGUCAUAUUGGAACAAGUUAAUUAAUAAUCAGGAGACUGUAGAUCAACAAAUAAAAGAAGAGAGAAUUUCAACAUUUUUAUAUUUGGUGAAUAAAAACCAUGAUACAAGAGAGCGUAUUAUCAGCCAAGAGGAACUGUUCGCUACAGAAAUGUCUAUUCAGUUAGUAAAGAAACAAGAUGAUCUUAAAACAAUUAAUGAACGACAUUCACAAGAAAUGGAAGAUGCCUUUAGAAAUUCAUUACCACCUGAUCAAGUCGAACUUAUUGUAGCUAGUAAUAUGAAGCAAGUGGAUGAUUUAGAACAGUUUUAUAAUUAUGAAAUAACCCAAUUAAAACAAAAGCAAAAAUCUGAAUUUUCAAAUUUUUUAACAAAUUUAUAUUGGUUAGAAAAAACAAAAGAUGAUUUAGAUGAAAUUGAAGAUUUUAAUCAACAGCAAAAUAAUAGUCAACAACAAUCACAACAACUACCACCACAACAGUCACAACAACAAUCACAACAACAACAACAGUCACAACAAAACCAGCAAAUACAAGAAAAGGGCAGCAUUCUUGAUUCAAUUGGUCAAAAUUUAGAUAAAGGUUUUGGAAGAGCAUCCUCAUUCUUCUCUUUUGGGUUUAAAAAGAAUCAAUCUGUAACUUCACCACCCGUAAACUCACCACCACUAAAUUCCGAGCAACAACAAAACGACACUACAAAGCCAAUCAAAAUUAAUAAUACUACAAGCAAUAAUAAAAUAGAUUCAUCAACACCAUCUUCAUCAUCACCCAAUAAAUUAGUUUCAACAUCACCACACCAACAAUCAACACCUUCACCCUCUGUAAAUAAUAAUAGUGAAUUUUUACAACCAAGAAAGCAAAGUACAGGUUCAACAACUAGCAAUACAUCAAACUCAUCAAAUGCCAAUACUAAUAAUAAUAAUAACAAUACCUUACCAGUACUUAGAAAACAAAGUAGUGGUAGUGCAUCAAUACCAAAUUUACAAAAUAAAAAUAAUAAUGAAAAUACAGAAUUGGUUAUAAAUACAGGUAAAUUUUUUGAAGAAUAUACAAUUGCAGUUGGUGUUCAAAAGAAAAAACUAUUUAAAAUAAAACUAAUCGAAGAAUCACCCUUACAACUAUGCAAACCAAUUACAUCAAUACCUGGGGAAUAUAGAAAAAUAAAAAGAGUAGAUUAUAUUAAAACAUUAUAUUCAGACUCACUAUCAGCUGUUAUUUUACUUGUGGAUCCCUCCCUAUCGUUCAACUCUGAAAAUGAAAGAAAAUUUAUUAAAUAUUGCAAUAUGUCAACAGAACUUCAUUUCGAUUCAAUAGAUAAACAAAUUUAUGAUUUUAGACAUUCAAUUGGCGAAAAUACACUUUUAAAUAAUGGUGAUUUCUUUAUAACAAAACAUUCAAAUCUUUCAGAUGUUCAAGUUGUAUUCCAUUUAGUAGUUGAUAGUAAAAAUAGAACACCGUUGGGGGAAAAUGCAUUACCAACAACAUCUGAUAUUGCCAAAGGUUUAAGAAACAUAUUAUUGACUGCUUCGAAAUAUGGUAUUGGUAAUAUUACCAUACCAAUAUGUUUAACUGACUCUGAACUCGAUUUGAACGUAACCAACACAGCCUUGCUAUCUAGAUGUAUAUCAGUUUGUAGUAUUACUAGAGCAUCAUUAACAAGUUUACAGGAAAUGACCUCGAUUAAAACUGUUCAAUUUUCAUUGCCACCACAAUUAGAUUCCGGCAAUAAUGUUGGUAAAGGACCGAUUGCACUAAAGUGGAAAUCUUCUUUCAAUCCAUUUUUAUAUAUUACUAAUAAUAAUAAUUAA